This is a messenger RNA of Mangifera indica (mango), 1451 nucleotides long. RefSeq lists its product as uncharacterized. The record is from RefSeq and is a predicted model, not a curated record. The transcript has 4 exons. Gene Ontology annotation, biological process: double-strand break repair via homologous recombination. The coding region runs from base 41 to 1186 and encodes 381 amino acids. Gene Ontology annotation, molecular function: crossover junction DNA endonuclease activity; 5'-flap endonuclease activity. Gene Ontology annotation, cellular component: Slx1-Slx4 complex. Lineage: Eukaryota; Viridiplantae; Streptophyta; Magnoliopsida; Sapindales; Anacardiaceae.
CACCCUAUCAACGGUCGAAUUGUGUCGACAGAGAAUAGAGAUGAGGAAGCGACAAGAGAAAAAGGGAAUUGAGUGUCGCCCGGAAACCCUAAAUCAAAAUCCAAUUAAAGAAGAAGAAAUUGAAAAGAAAGGCGAAGUAGGAGAAGGGUUCUUUGCUUGCUAUCUUUUAACUUCUCUCAGCCCCCGUUACAAGGGUCACACCUACAUUGGAUUCACUGUGAAUCCAAGGCGUCGAAUAAGGCAGCAUAAUGGUGAAAUAACAUGUGGUGCUUUUAGAACGAAGAGGAGACGCCCUUGGGAGAUGGUUUUAUGCAUUUAUGGCUUCCCAACAAAUGUGUCUGCUCUUCAGUUUGAGUGGGCCUGGCAGCAUCCAGCAGAAUCACUAGCUGUGAGGCAGGCAGCAGCAACUUUUAAAUCCUUCUCUGGAGUUGCUAAUAAAAUUAAACUCGCAUACACAAUGCUCAACCUCCCUAACUGGCAGAGCCUGACUAUCACUGUAAAUUAUUUUUCAACGAAAUACUCGAAACAUGCUGCUAGUUGCCCAAGCCUUCCAGAUCAUAUGGAGGUCCAAGUUUGUUCCAUGGAUGAUCUUCCCUGCUACACUAGAAGAGAUGAGAGUUUAUUUGGGGAUGAAGGUGGUUGGGGUGAUGAAGAUUGUGAUGAAACUAGUGACAACAGUGGAAGUUUAGGGGAAACAUCUACAGAUAAAUCUAUCAAUGCCUCAUCAGAUUUUUUACUUGCCAAUGAAGAGGCUUUCUGUGAACGAUUUGCACAGGUUAAACAGUAUGGAGAGGUGCUAGCAAGAGACUCUUCAAGUCAAGGGGUAGAUUGUCAGCAGUCUCUUGGUUUGAUCAAUUUACAAACUGCAUUAACAUCUUCAGUGGUUACCAACAUUCCUUCUACAGCAACAAUUCAAGGGUGUAGAAAUGAGUUGGGUCUGCAAAGAAGUGAACAAUUCAUUACUGCAGUGGAUGCUGAUGAAAAUCAGCAACCAUGCCUGUGGGAGAAGCAAUUUAAAACUACUGAAGUUACUAAUAAAGAUCAGCAAACAGUCCAGAGUUCUCAUGCCUCUCAGAACGUUGAGGUUAUAGAUUUGCUGACACCAUCACCUAGCUGCAGAGUUAGGUCAUGUGGCAAGAAGAGAAGAGUUUCUAGUUUGUCUCCUGUGAUCAUUGACUUGACUUAAGCCUACUUCCCAGUAGCAUAAAAUAAAUAGAUAACAGAAUAAAUUAGCAAAGAAGAAUGAUGAUGAAAAUGUUGUACUAUUGUAUUUAGUGUUUCUCCUGUAUUCAAGUCCCUGGCUUCCAGUUCUGUGCAAUAAUUUUAUUUUGGACACACUGCAAACAAAAAUGAAAUUUUUCAUUGCAUCCUGAAGAUGUUUGUUGCCUGGAAAGGCUUUUUCAUAAUAAUAAAUGUCUCUUCCCCCAUGGUCUCAUGAGGGUUUUGAGUCA